AUGGCGACCCAGAGCUUCCAGUCGCCCAACGCCAUUCCACCGCGCACCUCCUCGAACGGCAUCUUCGCCGCCCACGCCUCUCCGCCGCGCCCCGUCCUGCGCCCGCUCUCCGAGAUCGACUGGAUUUCGUCGUCCAAGAAGAAUUCGCUUCUCUCGAUGCGCGCCUCCUCGCCCUCCCCCCCGCAGUCGCCCUCCCAACAAACCCAUACAUACCCUGUCCCCAUGACGCCGCCCCCGCCCGACCCGUUGAGGAACAUCAGCGACGAGCUGAUAUACGGAAAAGGCUCUGGAUGGUCUGAGGAGAAGGAGAAAAUAUUGCUGGGCCCCUACGAGUACCUGUAUGGCAACCCGGGCAAGGACAUUCGCAGCCAGAUGAUCGCUGCCUUCAACGCCUGGCUGCAGGUGCCGGAGAAGUCGCUGGAGAUAAUCACAAGUGUUGUAGGAAUGCUGCACACCGCAUCGUUACUAGUCGACGAUGUGGAAGACAGCUCGAUGCUUCGUCGCGGCGUACCUGUUGCCAACAGCAUAUUCGGCACCGCUCAGACUAUCAACAGCGCAAACUACGUCUACUUCCUCGCCCUCCAAGCACUGUCCCAGCUGCAAAACCCGACCGUGAUGGCCGUCUUCACCGAGGAGCUGUUGAACCUGCAUCGAGGGCAGGGCAUGGACUUGUUCUGGCGCGACACGCUGACCUGCCCGAGUGAGGCCGACUACCUGGAGAUGGUGGGAAACAAGACGGGCGGUCUUUUCCGGUUGGCAAUCAAGCUGAUGCAGGCUGAAUCGGCUCGAGAUCUAAACUGCGUCCCACUCGUCAACACUAUCGGCCUCCUCUACCAGAUCCUCGACGACCACCUGAAUCUGCGCUCGGAGCGGCUCUCGGCACAGAAGGGUUUCGCCGAGGACUUGACCGAGGGCAAGUUUUCCUUCCCCGUCAUCCACGCAAUCCGCGCCGACCCGGCCAACCUCGUGCUCGUCAACGUGCUCAAGCAGAAGACGGCCGAUCCGGAGGUCAAGAAGUACGCCGUCGCGUACAUGGAGCGCAAGGGCAGCUUCGAGUACAGCGCCCGCUGCAUCGGAGAGCUGCGCGAGAAAGCGUUGCAGCUUGUCGAAGAGGUUGAGGCGGCCGCCGGCGAGCUGGGCGGCCAGGAGGGCGCUGAGGGCGUGCGGGCGAUUCUAGAGAAGAUGAAGGUGGAGUAA
This is a messenger RNA of Lasiodiplodia theobromae, 1197 nucleotides long. Its product is annotated as Geranylgeranyl pyrophosphate synthetase. NCBI's taxonomy places the organism in Eukaryota, Fungi, Ascomycota, Dothideomycetes, Botryosphaeriales, Botryosphaeriaceae. The coding region runs from base 1 to 1197 and encodes 398 amino acids. Gene Ontology annotation, biological process: isoprenoid biosynthetic process. The transcript has 3 exons. Gene Ontology annotation, molecular function: prenyltransferase activity. The record is from RefSeq and is a predicted model, not a curated record.